Molecule: messenger RNA, 1483 nt
Organism: Amoebophrya sp. A120
Lineage: Eukaryota; Dinophyceae; Syndiniales; Amoebophryaceae
Source: the annotation of a GenBank genome assembly
AUGCGGCAAGUAGACGAAGGGGGCCCGCAAAGACUGCACGACCACGACAGCGGUUCACCACCCUUAUUGGACGACAGUGUAGCGCAGCAGCCUACGAACCCUUCCGUGGCCGAAACUUCGUUCUCAAAUGCGCGGCGCCCGGGGCCCGUUGUCCCCUUGCGACCGCGACGGCAGAAACCACCAGCGUCCAUGCCGUUGCUCAUAGGCAAGGGCAUCGGAACUGCACUGAUUGCCACAUUGCUGCUGCGUGUGUUCUUCCCGUACCCGUCGGAGGUUUUGGAUUUCCUGCAAUUGGAUAUCAUCGACCCGGAGAGCGGCUUUCCCCGGCGUUGGCACAUCAGGAACGUGCAUUUCACCGUUUUGAUGCGUCUGGCGUCUCCGCACGGAAGCACGAUUUCGGGCGGUAGCAUGCUCGGCACAAGGCUUGCUGGUGCGGAAUCUUCGCACCUGCACCUCGAUUUGGAGGAGCGGGAGCUGUUGGGUCUGGCCACUGAAACGGCCAUUUUUGUCGCGAGCGGAGAGGCAAAAGCGCGGAAAGACGACAUCGACAAUCAGCACGAUAACAAAAACGCCAGUACGAAGGAGAUUCUUACUGAUACUGGCCCCAAGCAAAGUGAACUGCAAGGGUCUGCUCCAUCUUCAUCUACGGCUAGCACCUCCUCGGGAGCGGCUUUGACACCUGCAGCCCUGCAAAAUCUAAAUCGCAGAGCUGUCAUCACCUCCUUUCGAAGAGUAGAGGGAGAGGCGGAGAACGAGGGCAAGGUCGUUCCGAGGAACAACCCGAAGAUGAAUUCUAAGAGCGCCCACGACGUGCACUUUCUCAACGUCUUGGUGCGUGGGUUUCUGAGAGUAGGCGACGACGAGUUUCAAAGGCUCAAGGCCAAGAGGAUGAUUCGAGAGGUUCGAAACCGGGGGACCCGAUACUUUUUCGAUAACUUGUCCACAGAAGACAGGAUUCGAUUCCAAGAUGGUGACGCGGACUUUGGACCUAAAGAUGCAGCUGCACGCAUCGGAUUAGGGGGCAAGCAGGAAGAUGCAGCUUUGAGCGGUGAUAUUAAACCGGUACUCGAAGACGACGAGUUGUAUCCUUCUAAAUUUCAUUCGCUAUCCCUAAAGAAGGCGAGCGUCGAGUCCAGCCUCUUCGUUGUUUUAGAUGCACGCUUUCCAAAGCAGCUGAUGCGAUCGAAUAAUCACACAGACAUACCUGACGAUUACGACUUUCUAAAGCAGCACCGAUACGAAUACUACGGCAGUGCAACAUCCGGCAGUAGGCCUGGAGAUGCAAAUUUAGAUACGUUUGCGUGGUUGGAUCAUGACUUGAAUGAUCUCGUGCACGCUCUACACAAGAAUCCCUGGAAGCAGGAGGAGAAUUAAAGACAGCCAGAACGUGGUGCGGCGCUCACACGAUUCGACAGGAUGCGUUGCGCUCACACGAUUCGACAACUGUCUACGUAGAGCAUGGCGUUUCGAGCGACGUUUUCUU